This is a messenger RNA of Prunus persica (peach), 591 nucleotides long. RefSeq names its product transmembrane protein 258. The transcript is spliced from 4 exons. Gene Ontology annotation, biological process: protein N-linked glycosylation. The record is from RefSeq and is a predicted model, not a curated record. Gene Ontology annotation, cellular component: membrane-bounded organelle. The coding region runs from base 164 to 394 and encodes 76 amino acids. Lineage: Eukaryota; Viridiplantae; Streptophyta; Magnoliopsida; Rosales; Rosaceae.
ACCGAAGACCCAGCAGAUUCUAGUCUCCUGGGUCAAAUAGACUGAGAGAGAAGGCCCUCUCUCUUUCUCGCCUAACUCUGCUCUCUGCUUCGAUCUGAACAGAUCAAAGCCCAAGCUUUCAACAACAGCUUCCAAUUCUCUCUCUACUUCACCUCCAACUGCCAUGGCUCCGAAGCCAAUUGCCAGUCCCGUGGCGGUCACGUGGUAUCCGACCCUCGCCGUCGUGAUGCUUGCCAUCGGCCUCAUCUUCACCGCUUCCUUCUUCAUCUAUGAAGCGACCAUAUCUAGGAAAAGCCGCAGUCUUGCUAAGGAGCUUAUAACAGGAACAGUGGCCUCUGUCUUCUUGGGUUUCGGAUCCUUGUUCUUACUGCUCGCAUCGGGUGUUUAUGUCUAAGGCUAUAAAGUUUUGAAAUUUUGUUAACAAAAAAAAUCAGAGAUUUACAUGAAGGAUAUGAUAUUGUUGACAUUGUUAGUUUAAGGUACUCUUACUUGUGUUGUUCUUAAAUGAGACAAGUUUGAUUAAACUAUUUUAUGGCAUAAUGUCUCGAAACGAAGAUGUUGAAUUGCAAUGGUGCUUUAGAUUUUUCGUUU